Molecule: messenger RNA, 1623 nt
Organism: Parascedosporium putredinis
Lineage: Eukaryota; Fungi; Ascomycota; Sordariomycetes; Microascales; Microascaceae
Source: the annotation of a GenBank genome assembly
AUGGCCGACUCACCGGAUGCCCCGCUCAUGGGGCGCGUAGAAGGAGAAGACCACGAUGGCCUCGCGGGCGCAGGCCACACGCGGAUCGCUAAACUGGAGAAAGGGGGCCCGGGGCUGUUUGUCUGGACGCUGACGGUGGCGGCGGGGAUCAGCGGGUUGCUCUUUGGAUACGACACGGGCGUGAUAUCGGCAACCCUCGUAUCGAUCGACAGCUCGCUCUCGAACCGACCCCUCACCUCGCUAGACAAGUCCAUCAUCACCUCGUCGACGGCGCUCUUCGCCCUCCUCAUCUCGCCCCUCUCCUCCGUCCUCGCGGACCGCCUCGGGCGCAAGCGCGUGAUACUCUUCGCGGACUUACUCUUCACCGUCGGCGCCGUGAUGCAGGCGUGGUCGACCACGGUGACGGGCAUGGUGCUGGGCCGGUGCGUAGUUGGGGCGGGGGUGGGCGCGGCGUCGUUCGUGGUGCCGCUGUACAUUGCCGAGGUGGCGCCGGCGGCGAGCCGGGGCAUGCUGGUGACGACCAACAUCCUCUUCAUCACGCUGGGCCAGGUGCUGGCCUACAUCGUGGGGUGGCUCUUUGCCGAGCACGCGGCGCGGGCGACGGGGUGGCGGUGGAUGGUGGGGCUGGGCGCGGUGCCGUCGGUGCUGCAGGCGCUGGUGCUGGGGUUCAUGCCCGAGACGCCGAGGUGGCUCGUCAUGAAGGGCUUGUCGGACGAGGCCAAGGGCGUGGUGCAGAGGAUCUCGGGCGGAGGUGCCGGCGGCGGGAGCGGAGAUGGGGACGAGCAAGGGGCGGCGGUGAGGUUGGCGGAUGCGGUCGUCAAGGAGAUUGAGGCCGAGGUGAGGGAGGAGCAGGUGGCGCGCAGGCUGAGGGGUGGCGAGGAAGGGUUGGCGGCGAUGUUUAGGGAGCUGCUGACGGUGAAGAGGAAUAGGCGCGCGCUGGCGAUUGCGUGCCUGCUGCAGGGGUUGCAGCAACUGUGCGGCUUUAACUCCCUCAUGUACUUUUCCGCCACCAUCUUCACCAUGGUGGGCUUCCGCGUGCCGACGCUCACGUCGCUCAGCGUGGCGGGCACAAACUUUGCCUUUACCGUGGUGGCCAUCCUCCUCAUCGACAGGGUGGGCAGGCGACGCAUGCUUCUGUACUCGGUGCCGUUCAUGAUGGUGGGCCUCCUCGCGUCAGCCUACGGUUUCACCCGCAUCGACCUCUCGUCGUCGUCAUCGAUGCCCCAAGGCCCAGACGGCGGCGACAACUCCGGGCAGCCGCAGCCGCAGCCGCCGUCGUCGGAUCGGCAGGCGGCGCUCCUGAUCCUGGCGAGCAUCAUGCUCUACGUGGCGUCGUACGCGCUCGGGCUGGGCAACGUGCCGUGGAUGCAGAGCGAGCUGUUCCCGCUGUCGGUGCGCUCGCUGGGUAGCGGGGUGGCGACGUCGACCAACUGGCUGGCCAACUUUGUCGUGGGCCUGACGUUUCUCCCACUCAUGGAGGCGCUCAGCCCGGCGCGCACGUUUACGCUCUACGCCGUCGUCUGCGCGGUCGGGUACGGGCUUGUGUGGGGGUGGUAUCCGGAGACGGCGGGGCUUAGUCUGGAGGAGACGGCGGCGCUGCUGGAGGGGGAUGAUGGCUGGUGA